Cannabis sativa is the source of this 4159-nucleotide messenger RNA. RefSeq names its product DNA-directed RNA polymerase III subunit 2. Gene Ontology annotation, biological process: DNA-templated transcription. The coding region runs from base 249 to 3839 and encodes 1196 amino acids. Gene Ontology annotation, molecular function: DNA-directed RNA polymerase activity; DNA binding; ribonucleoside binding. Lineage: Eukaryota; Viridiplantae; Streptophyta; Magnoliopsida; Rosales; Cannabaceae. Gene Ontology annotation, cellular component: RNA polymerase III complex. The transcript is spliced from 39 exons. The record is from RefSeq and is a predicted model, not a curated record.
GUUCCACAAACCACAAUAGCCUUUCUCCCCAUGCUUAGCAACUCUACCCGACCCGGCCAUUGAAACCUUGGCCUCACUUCUCAGUGAACAUUCGUUAAACCUCUCUAAAAACCUCAGUUUCACAACUCUCUGCAUUCUGCCCUUAGCCGCACACCACCUGCGAUUGCCGAGUGGUCUCUCACUUCCGGAAUAGGGCUUUUAAGUUCACCUUGUUUUUGAAUAAAACUGUAGAAGCCUCUUUCACCGAAAUGUCUAAUAAUGGUGGUAAAAUUCCUGAUUCUCCUAUCAAAAGUUCCCCCAUUGAUAAGCAGUUUCUAGCUGCUCCAAUUAAAUCUGCUGUGGACAAGUUUCAAUUACUUCCUGAAUUUUUGAAGAUAAGGGGUUUGGUUAAACAACACUUGGAUUCCUUUAAUUACUUUAUCAAUACUGAAAUAAAAAAGAUUGUGCGUGCCAAUGAUCGUAUUGUGUCAAGUGUCGACCCAAGUAUUUAUCUCAGGUUUAAAGAUAUUCGAAUUGGCGAGCCAUCUGUUACAUUGGAUGGUGUUAGUGAAAAACUAGAACCCCAAACAUGUCGAUUAUCUGACAUGACGUAUGCUGCUCCAAUUAAAGUCGAUGUUGAAUAUAUUGAAGGAAGUCACCACUUAAAAUCUAAAGUAGAAAAGAAUGACGUCAUUAUUGGAAGAAUGCCUAUCAUGUUGCGUAGUUGCUGCUGUGUCUUAUAUGGAAAAGAUGAAGCUGAACUUGCAAAACUUGGGGAAUGUCCACUUGAUCCUGGAGGAUAUUUUGUAAUCAAAGGAACUGAAAAGGUGCUUCUUAUACAAGAGCAACUAUCUAAAAAUAGGAUAAUAAUUGAUACAGACAAGAAGGGGAACGUAAAUGCAUCUGUUACAAGCAGCUCUGAGGCAGUAAGGAGCAAAACUAUUAUACAAAUGGAAAACGGGAAGUUGUAUUUGAUGCUCAAUCAAUUUUCAACAAAAAAGAUUCCUAUUAUGGUGGUCAUGAAAGCCAUGGGAAUGCAGAGUGAUCAAGAAGUAGUUCAAAUGCUUGGAAGAGAUCCUCGAUAUAGUGGCCUCCUUAUGCCAUCUAUUGAGGAAUGUGUGAAGGAAGGAAUUUAUACAAAAGAACAAGCUUUGGAGUACCUUGAGUCAAAGGUGAAAAAGUUCAUGUUCUCUAAUGCUUCAUCUGAAAAGGAUGGUAGAGUAACACCAAUCCUUCGAGAUGUAUUUCUUGCUAAUGUUCGGGUGCAUGAUAAUAACUUUCGCCCAAAAUGCAUAUAUGUUGCUGUAAUGUUGAGGCGGAUAAUGGAUGCAAUUUUAAACAAGGAUGCAAUGGAUGACAAGGAUUAUGUUGGGAACAAGCGACUGGAGUUAUCUGGUCAACUUAUUUCCCUACUUUUUGAGGAUUUGUUCAAGACAAUGAUUAGUGAGGCUAAGAAGUCUGUUGAUACUAUUUUAUCAAAGACCAGCAGGUGUAGUCGAUUUGACUUUUCUCAGUGGAUAGUGAGAGAUAGUAUAACAUUUGGACUUGAGAGGAGCCUUUCUACUGGGAAUUGGGAUGUUAAGCGAUUUAAGAUGAGCCGGAAAGGCAUGACACAGGUACUUGCUAGGCUAUCCUUCAUAGGUACUCUAGGCCACAUGACCAGAAUCCUCCCCCAAUUUGAGAAAUCAAGGAAAGUGAGUGGACCAAGAGCUUUGCAACCUAGCCAGUGGGGCAUGCUUUGCCCAUGUGAUACUCCAGAAGGUGAAGCUUGUGGACUUGUGAAAAACUUGGCGCUGAUGACACAUGUAACGACUGAUGAAGAAGAAGGUCCACUUAUAUCUCUGUUCUAUUGUCUUGGUGUUGAGGACUUGGAACUACUUUCGGGAGAAGAACUUCACUCACCAAAUUCAUUUCUAGUGAUAUUCAAUGGGCAUAUUCUUGGCAAGCAUCGGAGGCCACAGGGUUUUGCCACAACAAUUAGAAUGCUACGUAGAGCUGGAAAAAUUGGAGAGUUUGUCAGUGUCUUUCUCAACGAAAAACAGCGGUGUGUCUACAUUGCUUCUGAUGGAGGCCGAGUUUGUCGCCCACUUGUCAUUGUUGACAAAGGCAUUCCAAGAGUCAAAGAGCAUCAUAUGAAGGAGUUGAUGGAUGGAGUACGCACAUUUGAUGAUUUUUUACGAGAAGGGUUGAUUGAGUAUCUUGAUGUCAACGAGGAAAACAAUGCUUUGAUUUCUUUGUAUGAGCAAGAUGUUAAGACAGAUACAACACAUCUUGAAAUAGAACCAUUCACCAUCUUGGGUGUGAUUGCUGGGUUAAUACCAUAUCCUCAUCACAACCAGUCUCCUAGAAACACUUACCAGUGUGCUAUGGGAAAGCAAGCAAUGGGAAACAUUGCAUUCAACCAGCUACGCCGGAUGGACACAUUACUUUACCUAUUAGUGUAUCCUCAAAGACCAUUAUUGACGACAAGGACAAUUGAACUGGUUGGCUACGAUAAACUUGGGGCAGGGCAGAAUGCAACUGUUGCUGUAAUGAGUUACAGUGGCUAUGACAUAGAGGAUGCAAUAGUCAUGAACAAGGCUGCUCUAGAUCGUGGUUUUGGCCGUUGUAUUGUCAUGAAAAGAUUAUCUGCUGUCAAUCAAAAGUAUGAAAACAACACACAAGACAGGAUUAUUAGACCUGAUAGGGAAGGAUCUGAUGCCGGAAGGAUGCAGGUGUUGGAUGAUGAUGGACUUGCUGCACCUGGCGAAAUUAUUCGACCAAAUGACAUCUAUAUUAACAAACAAUCGCCUAAAGUUACAAGGGGAGGGCAAAUGAGUUCUGGACUAGCUGAUAGUGACUAUAAACCUGCAUAUCAGACAUUUAAAGGUCCUGAAGGAGAAUCUUGUGUGGUUGAUAAAGUUGCUCUUUAUUCUGAUAAAAAUAACAAUCUGUGUAUAAAAUUCAUAAUACGUCAUACUCGUCGACCAGAGCUUGGUGAUAAAUUUAGUAGCAGACAUGGACAGAAAGGUGUUUGUGGCACCAUUGUCCAACAGGAGGAUUUUCCUUUUUCUGAGCGUGGCGUUUGCCCUGAUUUGAUUAUGAAUCCUCAUGGGUUUCCAAGUCGAAUGACUGUAGGCAAGAUGAUAGAGCUUCUUGGAGGUAAAGCUGGAGUUUCAUGUGGCAAGUUCCACUAUGGCAGUGCCUUUGGAGAACCAAGUGGCCAUGCAGACAAGGUGGAGGAUAUAAGUAAAACACUCGUGGAAAAAGGAUUUAGCUACAGUGGCAAGGACUUCCUGUAUUCAGGGAUGAAAAUUGGGCAGGUAAUAGGCGGGGAAUGCUUCCCCACUCCCAUCCCUGUUAACUAUUUUAAUACCCAUCCCAGUCUCCUACCCACAUAUUCCCCAUCGGAGGCGAGGUGGAGAAUCCUCGCCGGGGCAGGUAUCACUGGUUGUCCACUGCAGGCAUAUAUUUUCAUGGGACCAAUUUACUAUCAGAAGCUAAAGCAUAUGGUAUUGGAUAAAAUGCACGCUCGUGGUAGUGGUCCUCGAGUCAUGCUAACAAGACAACCUACUGAGGGGAGAGCUCGAAAUGGAGGUCUACGAGUAGGAGAAAUGGAGCGAGAUUGUUUGAUUGCCUAUGGAGCAAGCAUGUUGAUAUUUGAGCGCCUAAUGAUUUCUAGUGAUCCUUUUGAAGUUCAGGUAUGCAGAGUUUGUGGUCUACUAGGAUACUACAAUCACAAACUUAAACAAGGAAUUUGUUCGUCAUGCAAAAAUGGAGACAAUAUAUCAACCAUGAAAUUGCCUUAUGCAUGCAAGCUCUUGCUUCAGGAACUUCAAUCUAUGAACAUUGUUCCUCGCUUAAAACUAGCGGAGGCAUGAUCUCACAACUGUUUCCAUCAACGAGCUCACAAACACAGAAGGAUAGUUCAUCUCCAAUAUUAGGUUAUUUUAUAAAUUAUUGAAGAAAGUUGUAUCAAGUUCUUAUUCCCUUCAAAAGCGUAUUUUUGUUAAUUAUCUGAUGAGGCCAAAAACAAUUGUUUUAUGUACAGUGAAAUCAGUUUUGAUAAACAAUUUUACACAAAAACAGUAAAAUAUAUUUAUAAAAAUAGACAAAAAACAGAGAGUUGAAAUUAGGCUAUGUUAUGAAAUAUUAUUUAUGGAUGACCAAAUCACUAAAUUAAUUAUCAUUAUUAAUGCUC